Thalassophryne amazonica is the source of this 1859-nucleotide messenger RNA. RefSeq names its product progestin and adipoQ receptor family member Vb (gene paqr5b). The coding region runs from base 235 to 1308 and encodes 357 amino acids. Gene Ontology annotation, cellular component: membrane. Gene Ontology annotation, molecular function: signaling receptor activity. The transcript is spliced from 8 exons. The record is from RefSeq and is a predicted model, not a curated record. Lineage: Eukaryota; Metazoa; Chordata; Actinopteri; Batrachoidiformes; Batrachoididae.
CAUUAAAGGUGAGAACUGUCGGGGAAACGUUCUCCUUUUGACUUUGCUGCAGCAGCAGGACUUUUAAUGUUUUUGCAGUGAGGAGCAGCAGGAGGAGGAGAAGCACAGGUAUUGCCCUCUGGGUUUGGCGGAGAAGGGGCGGAACUUUUAGGACUGCAUGGCAACAGCAGCCUGACUGAGGCGGUGACGCGACCGGCUGCUGGCCUCAGUCGGCUCCAGACGGCAGCAGGAGUCAUGCUGAGCCUCCUCAGACUGCAGCGAGUCUUCACCAUCAAUCAGGUGCCCAAAGUGUUCCAUGAGGACAGCAUCAUCUCCGGGUACCGUCAUCCCUGCAGCUCCGCCACCGACUGCGUCCUGAGUCUCUUCCAGCUCACCAAUGAGACGCUCAACAUCUGGACUCACUUUUUGCCCACCUGGUACUUCCUGUGGAAGCUGGUGUCGGUGGUGCUGAUGCAGGCGGCGUGGCAGGACUCCUUCACGUGGCCUCUGCUCGUCUUCCUUCUGUCCUGUUGCAUUUAUCCGCUGGCAUCCAGCUGUGCCCACACCUUUAGCACCAUGUCAGUCCGGGCGCGCCACAUCUGCUUCUUCUUUGACUACGGCGCCCUCAGUUUCUACAGCCUGGGAUCUGCAGUUUCCUAUUCAGCGUACAUUUUUCCCGACCGGUGGCUGAACAGUUUCUUUCACCGCUGCUUCGUCCCCGUUGCUGUGUUCAACGCCAUCAUCUGCACUGGGCUGGCAUGCUACACCAGGCUUGGAUUGCCAUUUCUACAUUAUCAUCAUGACAGCAUAAAGAGAUUCCCAGAGUUAAAGAGGCCAAAGUUCAGUAAAAGUCUGCGUGUUUUUGCCUUCGCCUACCCGUACCUGUUUGACAGCAUUCCUCUGUUCUUCAGGGUGUUCUUGUGUGUCGGAGAAGGUUGCACAGAAAAUGACGCCAACAUCCUCCACUACUACCACAUUGCUUUGGCUUUCCUCACCGGCUUCCUGUUUGCCACACAUUUACCAGAGCGUCUGGCACCGGGCAGCUUUGACUACAUCGGUCACAGUCACCAGCUCUUCCACGUGUGCAGCAUCCUCAGCACUCAUCUCCAGAUGAAGGCCCUUGAGCAGGACAUGGAGUCACGCAGCCUCUGGCUCCUUCAGCAUGCUGAGCCCGUCACGUUCACCAGCUCGGCGGGCGUGGCGGCGCUUUGUGUGCUGCUGAAUCUGAGCAUCAUCGCAGUCUACUGUCUACCUCUCCUCUCAUCCUCUGUCUGCCAAGACAGAAACAUGGAAAAGGCCCAACGACCUGGUGGACAAAGUGCUCGCUGAUAAAACGCUAAGAACAGCGUUGAUGAAAAGCAAAACACUCCUCCCGAACUCACAGAAAGUGAGGACAUUUUAAAUGAACUGGAACCUCGAGAUGUUUGGGGCCUUCAGACGACAAUAACCACUUCUACUGGUCAGAAAAAACACAUUCCAGGGAGAAAUCCAGCCGUACGUCUCUGCUGUGGGAGAAGGUCCAGGUGUGAUUAUGAAGGAAACGUUUGUUACCGUUAACAACAUCAAUGUUUCUCAGGAAACAUGUUUUUGGAAAAAGCUGCAACUCGGCUUCGUGGUGAUGAUGUGGAGUAAAUAUUUCUAAAGUCCUCUGUGGUUUCUGUCAGCUGGUGGCAGUAACCAGGUGUCCACAACAAAGACUCAACACCACCUGACAAUAGCUCCCCCUGGUGGCUGAUGAUCCAUCCAUUUACUAGACUAGUUUAGGGUCACAGGCUGGAGCCUAUCCCAGCAGUCACAGGGCCGGAGGUGGGUUCACCCUGGACAGGACGCCAGUCUGUCACAGGGUCACAUAGAGAUAAACAAACACAUUCACACUUACG